This is a messenger RNA of Miscanthus lutarioriparius, 1155 nucleotides long. The record is from the annotation of a GenBank genome assembly. NCBI's taxonomy places the organism in Eukaryota, Viridiplantae, Streptophyta, Magnoliopsida, Poales, Poaceae.
AUGGAGAGGAUGGGUAAGGAGAAGAAGAAAGAUGAAAAGGAGAAGCGGAAGCAGAAGUGGAAGCGGAGGGAGGAUGAGAUAGGGAUGGUAGAGCAGGGGAAGAACGAGAAUAAACAAGAAAAAGAAAACGUGGAGAAGGGCAAUGCAGGAGGAAUUCUGACUAACAAAAUUUUCUCAGAGCUCUACAUAUCCGAGUUCACUGCCAAGGCCAUCAGAGACAUGAACUACACCCACCUCACCGAGACACAAAAUGUUGCCAAGGAAUUAAUGAAGUAUCACUCACAAACUCUUGGAUAUGUAAUUGGUGGCACUAACAUAAGAAAUGAGGCCAACCAGCUUGUGAAAGGGAUCAAUCUGUUAGUUGCAACACCAGGCAGGCUUUUGGACCAUCUGCGAAGUACCAGUGGUUUCAACUAUAAAAGGCUCUACAGGGAUGGAAUUGAUUGUGCUGUUCACUCAUACCUUGGCAAAUGGAAUAUUUUGCCAACUGUGCUGGACUGCCCCAUGGGCAAGUCCAGGUUCACUGGCUCAUGUGCCAUGGGUCCUGUUGUAGAUUUUGCGAAUUUUACAUUUGGACAGAAUAAAGAAAGACAAAGGAAACUUGUUUAUGUUGGAGUUGAUGAUUCUAAAUUGAAGGACUAUAUUGUGCAAUAUGAUCCUCCAGAUGACCCAAAGGAUUACAUUCAUAGGGUUGGUCGUACUGCCCGAGGUGAUGAAGGCAAAGGAAGUGCAUUAUUGUUCUUACUGCCGGAAGAAUUGAAGUUGCUUAUUGACCUGCAGGCAGCCAAUAUUUCUCUGACUCAAUAUGUGUUCAGUGAGAAGCAUGUGCCUAAAUCGCAAUCACAACUUGAGAACAUUGUUGGUGGGAAUUACUUCCUAAAUCAGUCAGCAAAGGAAGCCUAUAGGUCCUACCUUUUGGCAUACAACUCACACUCUAUGAAAGACAUUUUUUAUGUCCAUCAACUUGAUCUCACGAAAGUUGCGGCAUCUUUCUGUUUUAAGAACCCUCCUAAAGUGAAUCUGGACCUGGAGAGCAGUGCAUCUAAACACCGAAAGAUGAUGAAAGUUGACAGUGGAAACAAGCAUGCGGUUGGCCAUUCAAACCCUUAUGGAAGGAGAGGCGGAUCUGAUUCCAGGCAGGUUGCAAGAUUUUAG